GGGGGGGGGGGGGUGUCCUGGGGGUGUCCCUUGGGUGCUCCUGGGGGUGUCAGGCGCAGGAUGGGGGGGGCCGAGCUGCCCGGCAGGCUACCUGGUGGACGAGGGCAGCGGGAGGCUCUUCAAGCUGGGGGGGCUGCUGGGGGAGGGGGCUUUCGGGCGCUGCUAUCGCCUGAGCGAGGUGGGCAGCGGCAGGGGCUACGCGGCCAAGGUGAUCCCACGGGCUCGGCUCAAGGAUCCGGGGGUGGCGGAGAGGGUGCAGCGGGAGCAGGAGCUGCAGGCCCCUGCGCCACCCGCCACUUCCUGCGCCUGCACGGCCACCUGGCCACCCGCAAGCCACCUCUACCUGCUGCUGGAGCUCUGCGGCCGCAGGUCCCUGGCUGACAUCCUGCGUGCCCGGGGGGUGCUGACGGAGCCGGAGGCGCGCUAUAUUACCUUCGGCAGGGCGGCGAGGGGCUAGCUACC
Anas platyrhynchos (mallard) is the source of this 462-nucleotide messenger RNA. The record is from RefSeq and is a predicted model, not a curated record. NCBI's taxonomy places the organism in Eukaryota, Metazoa, Chordata, Aves, Anseriformes, Anatidae.